Strongylocentrotus purpuratus (purple sea urchin) is the source of this 1368-nucleotide messenger RNA. RefSeq names its product integrase/recombinase xerD homolog. Gene Ontology annotation, biological process: DNA integration; DNA recombination. Lineage: Eukaryota; Metazoa; Echinodermata; Echinoidea; Camarodonta; Strongylocentrotidae. The record is from RefSeq and is a predicted model, not a curated record. Bases 148 to 1275 code for a protein of 375 amino acids. The transcript has 2 exons. Gene Ontology annotation, molecular function: DNA binding.
UGCAAAUUUCAUGUUCUAGAAUGAAAAUGGUGAUUGACUAUACUGAGAUUCCAUUGUCGCCUACAUAAAUAAGAGAUUUAGAUGUUGUGGUGAAUUAAAAUUGUGGUUUCAAUAAUUUUAUGCACAGAACCCCGAGAUUUUCGUAAGAUGAGACAUGCUGGCCCUAGUGUAUCAGCCUCGGAUAUUCCCAAUUUUCCUACCACAAAUCUAAUUAGUACGGAUGCAGACGCGAUGAUGAUGGAACCAGUAGUAGCCCCGGAUUUAAGCAAAGUGGAGGUGUUGCCUAAAAAACUGGACAGAAAUCAACCAGAUAGGAUAACAAGUGACCAUAAAUCAUUGCAGAAAGUGUUGAUGGCAUCUAGAGCUACUAGCACUGUUGCGAAAUACAGGAAAGCGUUUGAAGAUUGGAAGUCAUGGUGUGCUAUAAACUGUGUGUGUGAGUUACCGGCACAAAAGGCGGAUAUCGCAAGGUAUUAUAUGAGCAUGUAUAAUAAUGAUGCACCCUAUUCAAGGAUUGAAGGAGCACAUUUUGGUAUUAAAUGGUUUCUUGACUGCUCGCCAGUAACCGAGGUGAAUCCCUGUAAUUCAAGAUUUUUGCAUCUACUUCUUGCAGGCCUGAAAAGAAUUCUAGCUCAUCCAAAAUGUAAGAAGGAACCUAUAACUCCAGACAUUCUGAAUAAACUUGUCAAUAAGUAUGGUUGUUCUAAUUGUUUAAAGGAAGCCAGAUUGUGUUCUAUGACACUGUUAGCUUAUGCAGGCUUUUUUAGGCACGCUGAGCUAGUGGAGCUCAGAGAGUGUGAUAUUUCUGUACAUACUUCACAUGUCAAAUGUUUCAUUCAGCAUAGUAAAACUGACCAAUAUAGAGAAGGUGCCUGGGUGAUUAUUGCUGCAACAGGUAAACCUACCUGUCCAGUUGCCAUGUUGAAUAAAUAUAUGUUAUUAGGUGACAUCAUUCCAGGUUCUUCAGAGGAAUACCUUUUCCGCCCAUUGACGCUCAAGAAAUCCUUGAAGAAAUAUGUUUUGAGAGGGGGCAAAUUGUCUUAUACAACAUGCCGUGAUCUUUUUAAGGCUGCCUUAUCGUCAAUAGGGUUAGAUUCUUCAUACUUUGGCUUGCAUAGCCUUAGGGCAGGUGGUGCCUCUGCGGCAGCUGCCUUAGGUAUAUCUGAUCGUCUUUUCAAGAAACAUGGAAGGUGGAAAUCUGAUUCUGCUAAGGAUGGUUAUGUAAAAGAAUCGUUUAAGAACCAGCUCAGUGUAUCUCUUAAUAUUGGUAUCUAGCUGAGUCUGAGAAGGUAUAGUAGGAAUUCACAAUUUCCUAAUGUUAUUAUGUUAAAAUCUUAAAGUGGACGAUAUUCGCCAGUGUGCAGGUUU